Molecule: messenger RNA, 237 nt
Organism: Ilex paraguariensis (yerba mate)
Lineage: Eukaryota; Viridiplantae; Streptophyta; Magnoliopsida; Aquifoliales; Aquifoliaceae
Source: the annotation of a GenBank genome assembly
AUGAGAGAUAUCAAAGUCCAGAAGCUUGUCCUCAACAUUUCCGUCGGCGAAAGCUACGAUCGUCUCACACGCGCCGCUAAGGGGAGACAAGGCAAUGUAGCUUCUGGAGAGUGGGUUGAAGGUCAAGGAGUAGUAGCUGUUGCGCCGCAACUUCAGUAUGAUCCUUCAACUGGUAUUUAUGGGAUGGACUUCUAUGUGGUUCUAGAACGCCCAAGAUACCGUGUGGGUUGCCACUGA